Messenger RNA from Argiope bruennichi, 2318 nucleotides. RefSeq names its product bone morphogenetic protein 7-like. Bases 32 to 1168 code for a protein of 378 amino acids. Gene Ontology annotation, cellular component: extracellular region. Gene Ontology annotation, biological process: SMAD protein signal transduction. The transcript is spliced from 5 exons. The record is from RefSeq and is a predicted model, not a curated record. Gene Ontology annotation, molecular function: growth factor activity; cytokine activity. NCBI's taxonomy places the organism in Eukaryota, Metazoa, Arthropoda, Arachnida, Araneae, Araneidae.
CCCUUCCCGCUGUUGCUCACCAACCACAACGAUGGCGGUCUGCGAUCGGAGCGGCGCGCUCUUGCUGCUGCUGCUGCUCGUAAUUUCUUCGUCUGGGACCGACGGGACAUCUCUCGAUCGUCUGCUCGAGGUGCUACAGGGCGUCCCCGGGACUUUGCAGAGGGGGCCCCGGAACGCGCCCCCUCGCUACAUGCUGGACUUAUACCGGUCCGUGGCCGCCCCGGACGGACUGACCGUUUCGCCGCCACCCCACAGCGCGAACGUCGUCAGGUGUUUCGCCGACAGAGAAUCCAGGCACAGAUCCCAUUUCUUUUUUAACGUCUCCUCGGAUAAAACUGACAAACUGCUGGCGGCAGAAUUCCAUGUAUUCAAAAUGAAACCCAGGAUAAAAGAUCGAAAAAAAGCGAGGACUCUGAAGUCGCAGUUACUCGAGCUCAAAGUUUAUCAAGUAUUGCCACCGACAAAAACUAAAAAAAAGCGAAGAAGAAAACUUUUAGAAACGAGAAGGGUGAGUGUUCAUUCAACAGGAUGGGAAAUAUUUUCUGUGAAGGAAGCAGUGGCAGAAUGGAUUAAAAAUAAUGAAGCCAACCUUGGUUUAUCUAUAAGUGUCAGGAGCCUCGAUGACGAACCUGUGCCCAGAGGUAUAGUUCGGUUUGCAAGAGGUAAUCACAGCGAUCGGCAGCCUUUGCUUGUGCUUUUUCUUGACGACAGCCGACAAACUACUGGUUCCUUUUCACUUAAAGGAGGUUAUCAUUCUUUUCCGGCUUCGAAUAAAUCAUCAUCAUCUACGGACGUCUCACGUACAAAGAGAGGGGACAUAACAGGAAUGCUGUCCCACCACACUAAAAACGAAUCCUGCUCCAGGCACGACCUGUACAUAGACUUUGAGCGAAUAGGCUGGGCGGCAUGGAUCAUCAGUCCCAAAGGCUACAAUGCCUACCAGUGCAUGGGGAAUUGCCACUUUCCUCUGGGGCAAAACCAGCGCCCCACCAACCACGCCACAGUGCAAAGCAUAGCACACGAGCUUGGCUUGACGCAGGCAGUCAAGCUGCCAUGUUGUGUCCCCGAUAGACUUGUAGCCAUUUCGUUAUUGUAUUUUGAUGAAUACGGCAAUGUGAUACUAAAACAGUAUGAUGACAUGGUGGCCGCAGGAUGUGGUUGUCACUAGCAUAUGCAACCAACUAUAAGUCAAUACCUAGCAGUUAAGUGUGAUGCCUGCUUCUGUCAUUAGUUUAUAUUCAUGAAUAUUUGGAGGCAAGUGGACUUUUUUUAGUUUGCCACGAAAGCAUGUUUGAUAUCAUUAAAGACAUCACAUUUCAGAAAACUUUAUUCUGUGCUUGUCCACUUUGCUGCUUCCAAUUUUCGCUGUUUAUACUUGCGAGAAAAUAUGCAGUGUAUUAUUGAAGAAAGAUGAACAUUUGGUCAGUUUCUAACGGUGAUCGACCUUAUUAGCUCACAGAAAGCGACCCAUAUUACAUUAGAAUAUUGUAGAAUAUUGCAUGAGGCAUGCACACAAUGUUGAUGCGAAUUAUAAUGUACUUAGUAGGGAACAUAUGUUAAUGAAAAGACAGAAAGAUAACUAUAAUUUUGUAGAAUUUAAAAACUGAUGAACUCGGCGUAUUCUAAAAAAAUGACGACUUCAGGUUUAAAAUUUCCAUAAAGAGUCCAAUCUGUAACAUUGAAACCUGGGCGUGCUAUGAAAAUUUGACAUUAUUUCUUUGCUAGCAGAGAUUGCAAGAGACUGACUUAACACCACCUGUUUUCUACUAAAACCAAUAUUUCAGUGAAGAUUUUUUUUGUAUUAAUAGAUGAAUGACGGAGAUUUAAAACCAAAACGAGUUUCUAUUUAUUUCAGUAAGAAUUAAUUCAGUAAAAGAAUCACAUUUCGGGAAACAUGACUAAAUGAUCACUUAUAUCUGUCUUUUGAUGUCACAGUUUUUCUCUUUGAGUAUUUUGUAAUUCCAUGCUAUGCAUUUCUGAUGUAUUAUGAUAUAUUGAACAUAAUUUUUGAAGCGAUGAUGCAAAACUUCAAGAAGCUCACGAUUGAUUACAGCAUUUUCAAAUGUUGAUGCGUCAGUAUUGAUUAUUUGCUACUUGAUAUUAUGGUGCUUACAUCUGUCAUUUUACAUUUUUAGUAUUUUUUCAGUAUACGAAGCGUUAUAAUUGCAUCAAGCGAAAUAUCAGUAGUAUUUCAUUACAUUUUUAAAAAUAUUUUUUGCACAUUCAUUCAUAAGUAUUGGAUAAAAAAAAUCUUAAAACACUUUUAUCAAUGCAAUUAUCUUAUCCAAUGAAAACAAAUUAUUUGGAAAUCAUGGUUU